GCGCACUAGGUGUAAACAGGAAGAACGGUGAAAAAAAAACCCGGGGCAAAUCCACCAGAAAAAGACGAUCGUAGGCUCGGAUCAAACAAAAGAAUAUGUGCGGUGAUUAAUUUUAUAUUCGCACUCUGAAGUCAUUUUGUAAAAUCUGAUCGAGAUUCCGAUCAAAUUCGGCGCGGACAGUUGUGGAUUUCGGCUCGCUUAAACCGAGUUUUUUCUCCUGUCUGCUUCGACCGUGACGCGAUUGGCUUGCUCGACAUUCCGUUAAAAAAAAAAAAAAACAAUCUGCUUUUCUUGGGUUUCACGUUUUUUGCACACGUCGAGGGGGUUUCUACCAUUUAAAAAUGGUGCAAAAAGAUAAGACGCUGGAGACGACACCGGUGGAAGUCGAACCGAGCCCCAGCCCAGUCUCGGGAGAGGCUUGUGCCACCGGUCCCGGCCUUUUGGAAGAGUCCGGUGGCAUCAGCGUGGAAGCAAUGGGCCACAGAAAAUUCAUCAGUGGAGUGGUGGAAGGCUUUUAUGGACGACCGUGGACAAUGGAACAGAGGAAAGAGUUGUUCAGGAGGCAGCAGAAAUGGGGACUGAAUACGUACCUUUAUGCACCCAAAGAUGAUUACAAACACAGAAUGUUCUGGAGGGAAUUAUACUCGGUGGAGGAAGCAGAACAACUUAUGACUCUAAUUGGAGCAGCCAAAGAAUACGGCAUUGAGUUCAUUUAUGCCAUUUCACCUGGACUUGACAUCACUUUCUCCAAUCAGAAAGAGGUCACAGCACUCAGGAGGAAACUGGACCAGGUGACGCACUUUGGUUGCAAAUCAUUUGCCUUACUUUUUGACGACAUCGACCACAACAUGUGCCCAGCCGAUAAGGAGGUUUUCAGCUCAUUUGCACACGCUCAGGUGUCCAUCACCAAUGAAAUCUACCAAUACCUUGGAGAGCCUGAAACCUUCCUGUUCUGUCCCACAGAGUACUGUGGGACCUUUUGCUACCCAAAUGUCUCUCAGUCGCCCUACCUCCACACGGUAGGAGAGAAACUGCUGCCCGGGAUUGACAUUCUGUGGACAGGACCCAAAGUGGUAUCCAAAGACAUCACAGUGGAGUCUAUCGAGGAAGUGUCUAAGAUUUUGAGAAGACCCCCCGUGAUCUGGGACAACAUUCAUGCCAAUGACUACGACCAAAAGAGGCUCUUCUUGGGUCCUUACAAGGGCCGAUCCACUGAACUCAUCCCUAGACUAAAGGGUGUCCUAACUAACCCCAAUUGCGAGUUUGAGUCUAACUUUGUUGCUAUUCACACUUUGGCCACCUGGUAUAAGUCGAACAUGAACGGCGUGCGCAAAGAUGUGGUCAUGACGGAUGGUGAGGACAGCACAGUCUCUAUCCAGAUUAAGCUGGAGAACGAGGGCAGUGAUGAAGAACUGGAGACGGACAUGCUGUACAGCCCCCAGCUCGCCCUGAAACUUGCGCUCACCGAGUGGCUCGGGGACUUUGUUGUGCCCCAUCAGUACAACAGCCGACAGGUGCCUCAGAGCGGUGCCAAAAGUACAGUCAUCGACGUGUCCUCAAUGACCCCUCCCUCACUUUGCUCCGCUACCACGGUGACGACUGUGUUCCAGCAGCCUAUAAUGUCUGCGGCCAUGCCGCCUCACCUACUGGAGCCUCACUCCAUAGCGAAAACACCUGAGCAGGAAGAGGAGGUAAUUUUGUCUGUGGAGGUGGAGAAGAAGGAUUCCGAUGACGAGCCCAUGGAGAUGGUGGUGGAAAAGCAGGAGGAGCCAGACGCAGAAGUAGUCUCAGAGCAGAAACUUGACGGCCCAGUGUUGGCUGACAAGAUGGGAGAAGAUCUAAAGCCCAUGGACACAGACAAGGAGAGUUUGGCAGAGUCCAAAUCUUCCGAAGAAUCCAUACAGGAGGAUUCUGGGAGUGACAUUGCCCCCAUGCAGACUGACGAUCAGCUCAAACAGGAAGUGUUUGUACCAGGUCCCAAUGAGAAGCCACUGUUCACUGUGGAGCCGCUCUCUAUCGAGGACCUGUGCCUGCUCGCGGAACUCUUCUACCUGCCUUACGAGCACGGCCCCAAGGCCAUGCAAAUGUUGAAAGAAUUUAACUGGCUGAGAGCCAACAGCAGCGUCGUCAGCGUCAACCGCAAGAUGAAAGAAGAUGAGAAGGUUGCAGAAUGGCAGUUGAGGGCAGAGAAGUUUGAGGAGAUGUGCUGCUCAGUCAUCCAGAUGUUCACGCGUCUGUCCAAUUCGGCCAACCGCACCAUCCUCUAUGACCUUUACCCUUACAUCUGGGACAUCAAGAGCAUCAUUUCUAUGGUCAAGUCCUUUGUCCAGUGGCUAGAUGGAAGAAUCCACAGUACAAGUUUCUACUGCUACUGGAUCGACAGUGGCCGGUGGUGUCGUAGUCAGUCCUCAGCACAAUUCCCUAAAGGAGACCAAGAGCCGUGGGCCUUUAGGGGAGGUCUAGCAGGAGAGUUCCAGAGAUUAUUGCCAAUAGAUGGGGCAAACGAUCUCUUCUACCAGCCUCCACCAUCUCUGCCAACUUCCAAAAUCUAUUCAAUAAGGCCCUACUUUGCCAAAGAUGAGGCUUCAGUGUAUAAAAUCUGUAAAGAAAUGUACUAUGAAGGAAUGGAGGAUGCGCCUUCCUCUGAGCAGGAAUCUGACCUCAUUGGUGACAAGUUGGUUGGAGGUCUUCUGUCUUUGAGCCCAGAUUACGGCUUUGUACUGGAAGAUGAUGAAGGCAUCUGCGGCUACGCCCUGGGCACCGUGGACGUCAAGCCCUUUAUCAAGAAAUGUGAGAUUAGCUGGAUUCCUUUCAUGCAAGAGAAGUACCACAAACCUGACGGUCAAAAAGACCUCACGGAGGCUGAGAAGAUGAUUUUGAGUUUCCACGAGGAAGAGGAGGGUCUUCCAGAAUCAUUUUUGUCCAACUUCCCCUCCCUUAUCAAGGUUGACAUCCACGCCAAGGUCACUGAUCCCAGUGUGGCCAAAAGCAUGAUGGGAUGUCUGUUAUCUUCCCUUAAGGCCAACGGCUCCCAAGGUGCUUUCUGUAAGGUUCGCCAGACUGAUAAGAGAAUGUUGGACUUCUACAGUAAGCUCGGCUGCUUUGAAGUGGCCAAGAUGGAGGGCUUUCCCAAAGAUGUCAUCAUAAUGGGGCGAAGCUUAUGAAGCUAUGUUAUGAAUACAGACUGAGUGAUUGAUUGCAAGCAGCAGUCAUCAGGAACCUUCAUAAGACACAGCUUUCAUGAUGGUUUACAUGCUACGUGACUGUCUAUGCUUGCAGGGACUCCUGUGGGUUUGUUUUUUUAAGCACUGCAAAUCCCUGCACGGCCAUGUAAGGAUGAUGGUAAACCAACACAACCAGUUGAGAUGAGCCGGCAUGGAAAGUGUCUUUACAUCUGGACCCCAAACACUCGUACACACCCAGGAGGCAGGAAGCGCUGCCUUUUUUUUUUUUUUUUUUUUUUUUCGCCCCCCUCCCUCUGAUCUAAUCCAGCAGCCAUCAUCACAUAGAUAUGACCCACGUGCCCUUGCCAAAAGUGUCAACAACAUAAAAAAAGAUGAAGCUGUGAAAAGAGGGCAGCGUGUCCGCUUGGACACGACGCACAAUGUCACGCUCUCGCCGACUCAUCGCUGCGCCACAAUUAAUCCACAGUUGACUAUUCGUACAGGAAUUUGGCGUUGAGAUGAAACGCAGAAUUUGAACAUGCAAGAUCAUCGUACACCAGGGUAGAUCUUUUAGGCAGUCUUCUUUCAAAGCAAUAGAGAAGUGCUCAUUCAUGCUCACCACUUAUUUUCAUUUGUUUUUGUUGUUGUUGUUGUGGGUUUUUUUUUUUUUUUUUUUUUUUUUUGGAGCUGGUGAACAUUUUGCCUUUUGGUUUCUUUGCCUUUCAAGUGUUGGGAUUCUAACCCAAGACCUCAGUGUCUUCUGUGCCACUGCCUUCUCAUCGUGAUACAAAGAGGCUCUGGUGAGUUUGGAAAUAGUCUCUCAGAAGGCCUACAUUUAUGUAAACGUAGACAUUCACUUAAUUUAUGGAAUUCUCUGCUUUUUUUUUUUUGUUGUUGUUGCCUCUUCCCCCAAUUGUUUACUGAUCUAAAUCAGGGGUGUUGGGACUUUGUAUUAAGUCCUCCACGGGGCAUACAAUGCAUCAACAAAACAUGUUUAUCGCAAGGU
Molecule: messenger RNA, 4170 nt
Organism: Syngnathoides biaculeatus (alligator pipefish)
Lineage: Eukaryota; Metazoa; Chordata; Actinopteri; Syngnathiformes; Syngnathidae
Gene: oga
Product: O-GlcNAcase
Exons: 19
Coding region: 342-3164 (940 amino acids)
Biological process (GO): glycoprotein metabolic process
Molecular function (GO): beta-N-acetylglucosaminidase activity
Source: RefSeq, a predicted model, not a curated record